GGGAUAUUUAACUUGGGAUUGAGCUCUGCUCGCAACAGACACACACGAUCACACAGUGUGCCUAAGCAAAAAGGGACUCUCCGGAGCCAAAGUGUCUCAAACAGGGGUUCCUGUAACAGGGGAUACUGUACUAGCUACCAAGGGGACAGAAGCUCUCCCGGGGGACUGCGACAAAAAACUUACCGGCCAGAGACUGCUCAAUUCGGAUUGCCGUCUUGCCAUGCACUGAUGGCAUGACUAGCAGUUUAUUGGAAGAAUUUCAAGUUAUUGAAAAAGAGAAGGGUCAAAAAAAGAGUUGUAUCUGAGAAAAGUAAAGUUAGGUGACAGCUUGUGUCUAAAAUGGACUGCGUAGAAAUCAGUUUGAAUUAAGAAAUAUUUCAAGGCAGCGCGAAACCUGUUGACUUGAAGACGUUUCAUCGCUUUGAAAGACAAAUUUAUUGUUUGUCUCUUCGCGGAAUGUACGUUUUCUUUGGAAAAAAAGAAGUGAUUUUUCCCCCUUUCAUUUGGACCGAAUUUUACUGUGUAGUUCAAACAUGGAAUGGUUAUCCUAAAUUGUACUGACGAUUCCAAGGGAACCAAUGUAAGUACUAAGAAAGACUAUUCCCUAACGCAAUUUCUGAAGGAAGCUGAACUUUGGGAUAUCGGUACUUCACAAGCGUCCAGACUAGAAGCUGCUAAACGUUACUUUUCAGCAAAUGGAUUUUGCUUUCAUUUUUGGAAUCUCACAGUCCUGAACUCUGCAUCACUACGGUAAAGAUAAGCUUGACUAAGUCGUAUUUAAAACUCGAAGCUGCGUUAUUUUACUUUUUAAACUGAUCUCGUUUUAGAACAUUUUGGAUCUAAUUUUUUUCCCCUAUUUCUUUCCGGGCAACACGGAUCUAUAGAUCGCUUCAUUCCAGGCGACACUCGCGCCAGCCUCUGUCAUCCAGUCUAGACAAUUUGUCGUGGCUUAGAGUCUCUAAGUAACCAUGACGACCAUCAGAAACCCAAUGUGAAUUUUGCAGAAAAAUAGUAAAGAAAGAGGCAAGAACGGGAUCGGCGAAGAAGGAGGGUUUUUCGAUGUUAAUAUCUCUGCAGGGAGGAAAUUCCCUCUAUGAAAGACUUGCAAUAGUGAGCAACAGAAAAGUCAGAAGAAUAUUGCAAGUCUAGGGAUCCCUAAACAGAAACCCCUUUGCUACAUGACAUUCAAACCCGGCAUGGUCUAUUAAAAGUAUCGUCUUGCCGGUGCUUUAACAUCGACUAUUUAUGAAACCCAUAGGCUUCACAUUUCAAAGUGAACAGUAUCUGUGAAAAUAACCUUGUAAAGAAGUACAAUCAGAAGAGAAAUAUGGGCUUUUCCCAGGCGCUCCUCGUCUACGUCUUCGUGUCCAUCCAUCUUGGUGUAUCUCAGCAUUUUUUCCGCCUGCGUCCUUCGCCCAGCGAGCACCUCCCGGUGCCCGAUCUCAAGGAAGACCCGGACCCAGAGUAUGAUCCCCGGGAGCAGGACCUCGCCGAGAGAACUUUGCGGAAAAAGCUCGGCAGCAACUUCGACCCCAGCUACAUGUCGAUCACCCAUCCCUUGCUGGUGAAUCUGUCCACCCCUGAGCCGCCGAAACGGCUGCCAGGACCGAUGCCCAUGGAAAUCAAAAAGCUGGAUCUCUCCGAGACUCCAUACGGAAGGCGGGUAAAAGUUGGCAAGAAGGCCCGCAGGAAAUUUCUCCAGUGGCUGUGGACAUACACGUACUGUCCGGUAGUGUACACCUGGAAGGACCUGGGAGUGAGGUUCUGGCCACGCUACAUCAAGGAAGGCAACUGCUUCAAUGAGCGCUCUUGUUCCUUCCCAGAAGGCAUGUUUUGUAAGCCCGUCAAGUCAAUCACCAAGACUUUCCUCAGGUGGUAUUGCCAAGGAUUUUUAAAACAGAAAUAUUGUACGUGGAUACCGGUGCAAUACCCAGUCAUUUCGGAAUGCAAGUGCUCUUGUUGAGUUUUCUAAGGGAAGGGUUAGGGGAAACAGACUGGAAAUACGGUUUCUAUUGCACUGUUAACUUUCAAAAAAAAAAAAAAAAAAAAAAAAAAAACAAGAGAUGGGCUAUCGUGUCAUAUCUGAGAGCAUGGUGGCGAAUCUAUUUUUAUAUAUAGCAUUUUAAUUAAGAUACCAACAUUGUACAUAUUUAUGAUUAAAAAGCAGCUAUUUUUUUUAAAUGAACAGGACCAUAUUUUAUUUCAGCCCUGAAACGUGUUUUGGGGGAACGUAAGCACUUCAGAAAGAAGAGCUUUUAUUUUUAUGAAAAACUGAAGUUGGACAUGCGUAAACGUCUCCGAGAAGUUUUUGUUUCAACAGGACAUUGAUGCUGACUGAUCUUUCACUGCAAAAUGCUGCCUAGUUUUUUUGUAUGAUAUUAAUAUUAAUAAUAAUAAUAAUAAUUGAAAAGUUGAGGAUAAAAAUAUAUAAAGGCGUGAACUCAGCUUUUGGAAUACGUAUAGUAUUGUAGAAAGUUUAAACAAAUCUGUACAAUGUAUUUAUUAUUUUAACGAUUGUGACUAUAGAACAUAAGGAAAAUAGAGUAUACCAGUAAUUAUGGGAGAUGUCUACUUGAAUAUUUCUAAAAUAAAAAACGAAACAUAUCAGUGUAAAUGUAAUUACACGUUUUAGCAAUAAAGUCUAUCUUUUAAACGUUA
Brienomyrus brachyistius is the source of this 2658-nucleotide messenger RNA. RefSeq names its product noggin 2 (gene nog2). The coding region runs from base 1328 to 1963 and encodes 211 amino acids. NCBI's taxonomy places the organism in Eukaryota, Metazoa, Chordata, Actinopteri, Osteoglossiformes, Mormyridae. The transcript has a single exon. The record is from RefSeq and is a predicted model, not a curated record. Gene Ontology annotation, biological process: negative regulation of cell differentiation; dorsal/ventral pattern formation; osteoblast differentiation.